Molecule: messenger RNA, 582 nt
Organism: Anopheles maculipalpis
Lineage: Eukaryota; Metazoa; Arthropoda; Insecta; Diptera; Culicidae
Product: protein A16-like
Exons: 3
Coding region: 1-582 (193 amino acids)
Source: RefSeq, a predicted model, not a curated record
AUGUCGUUUGAUAGAACACUCUUCUCGUCGUUCUUGGGGGUACUUUUCGUUGUAACCGUAGUAGCAGCCUCCGCUACGAAACUAGAAACCGUUGCUAGAAAAGUGGCCACUAAGAACUCGACACGUGACUACAGUAAUAGCGCGGUCAACAAUUUCCCCGUUAACGGACUGCCACCGUUGACGUACAGCCCGAAGAAAUACACCUUCUACGGUGAUGGUGUUACGUUCUUCGAAGCAUGGAACCUAUGCCGAUCAAAGGGGAAACGAUUGGCAGCUAUCGAAACCUAUCAGGACCAUCUGACAUUCCAGGAGGCAGUCAUACCGAACGCGGACUACGAUAUAUCGUACUGGAUAGCGGCAACCAACAUUGGAGCCCACCGCGAUCAAUACGAGCAGUUCUACUGGAUCACAAAUGACAGACCGAUCGGCUACCUAAGCGGAUUCGCCAACUGGAUCGAUGGUGUGGCACCGAACGAAGAAAGCUUGUGUGUGGCCGCGUAUCUUGGCAGUGCGCUGUGGAUUUACGGUGAUUGCGAGUCCUCUACCUCGGCAUACGCUUGCGAGGAACCGAAGGAUGUCUAA